Messenger RNA from Suillus discolor, 1935 nucleotides. RefSeq lists its product as uncharacterized. The record is from RefSeq and is a predicted model, not a curated record. Bases 1 to 1935 code for a protein of 644 amino acids. The transcript is spliced from 7 exons. NCBI's taxonomy places the organism in Eukaryota, Fungi, Basidiomycota, Agaricomycetes, Boletales, Suillaceae.
AUGUCUUCUGAUUGGACUCUGAAGUUUAAAUCUAUUCUUGAUCAGUUUGAACAGGACUUCCAGUCCAACAAAGACUCUUCAACACACCGUUCUCAUGUGGUGAAAAAAGUCAAAAAUGCUAUUCUUAAAGCUCAGGGGGAUCAUCCUGGAGUGACCUUGCCGAGUUCUUUGAAAAAGGCUAUUCAAACAUAUUACUACGAGAUGAUUGACUCUGACUCUGAGAAAUCAGAUAAAGAAGCUGAGCCAGAUGUGGAGGAUGAACCUGUUGUGACAGUGGAGGAAAGAGAAGCAGCUGCACAUCCCAAAACUGCAGUAUUCUACAAGAAAGAAUGUAAUGAGUGGGAUGUCGCGCAGAAGUUAUUCAAGCAGGAGAUUGAUGACUACGACAAGGCAGAGAGGGCGAGGAAAGAAUUGGAUGACUCUAUCAAGCAUAGGAUGGGACAUGCCAGAGAGUGGUUUAAGAAGAUGACGGCUGAGCAAGAGAAAGAGGUUAAAGAUGCAAUGGAGAAAUGGAACAAGGAAGGUGCUCCUGAGGAAAUUCAGGCUGUCUAUCGGAAGAAUAAUCUCAAGAAAAAGCUUGAAGAAAUUUCGGAGGAACUACGCCACACCAUGGGUUGCCGAGUUGUAAUGCUAGUCAGUCACAAGAAGAAGACCGAUAAGUCCUUGGCUGUUACCUUACAUGAAUCUAAACCGCAGAGUGUCAAGAAAAAAAUUUCUGUCAGCUCUGACGGUAUCAAGGAGUGGUCUUCAACAGGUUUUGAAUUAUUUGCAGAAUGGUCUAAGACUGAAUUCUAUCCUACAGAUGAAGAUCAGGAUGAUUUAGAGAUAGACGAUUCAGACAAGGCUGAGGCCGAAUCAGAACUUAUAUUGGAUGAAGAAGGCUAUGCAAAGCUCCCAUCUCGUAAGGGUGUGGCUCUCAGGGGACAACAGGAUUUGAUUAGAAACAUUUUUCUCGCUUCGUAUAAGGUCUUCACCAAGAGCAAUAGACCUGUACCUUGGCGGCAGAUUGUUGCUAAUGCCCCUCACUAUCUGGAGGCCACUUGUGUUCCUGAGACAUUGGUGGUGAGAGACCCUUCGCACAUGAGGUUAGAGGAUGUAAGUUCUCUCUGGCACCAUUGGAAGAGCCGAAGCCUUGCAAGGAAGAAGCUGGUCAUUUUUAUAAAUGCAAAGAAGAGUGAUAAGAUGACAAAGGUAGCUGACAAAGGAGAAGGAAAGAAGAGAAAAACGAAGGACUAUGUAGAAGUUUUUUCUUCUGACGAAGCAGAGGUGAACUUGGCUAGCUCAGAUUCUACCAAGGGUAGGAUUGUGCUGGCCGGUGAUUCUCUAUCCAUUGCCCCUGCCAGUGUCCUCUUCAAUGAGGUCUAUGAUGAACGAUGGGUGUUUUUACGAGGCCUCAGUAUGGAUGACAACUACCUUGAAUUGGUGGAUGCCACUCAGGAUUUGGCAACAUCCUCUGAACAGAUGACCGACCAUAGUGACUGGCCCUCUUGGGCUAAAUGGUCCUGGAGGCAUGAUUAUCUUCCAAAGGACAUUCAUGAAUCUCAGAAGAUGCUAGAAGCCAGCCUGAAGAAACUUAGGACGGCCAAUAUUUCUAAUGCAACAUCAGCCAUCUCUGUGGUGUUAGGAUUGGGUAUGCUCUUUAGGGAGUGUAAACGAGUGAUCGAGUAUGAGGAAGAUGAGGCCCCUUUGGAUACCCCUGCGUACCUUGCCAACUUCGUCUUCGAUUUAUCAUUCUUACAUCUCCUGGAGGGGGCAGUAUCUGAUGUCUUGUCCUCUGUAGUGGGCAUCAUUGAGUUGCAGAUGAGGGACAGGUAUCUACAGAACGAGGAAGAUGAAAAUACAGAAGGCAAGCAAGGUGAGGUGUCAGCUAAGGUGCAGGACAUAGAGAUGGAGCAGGAGAAGGAAAAGGAAAAGGACGCUGAAGUGGAGGAGUGA